CCCUUGGUCAAAGACUGUGACGACGACGCAGAUGACAACUACAACCACCACUAUGGGUCCGACAGUAUACGGCUGUAGGGGUGCGGACGGGCAAAUCCACCCGCCCGGCUCGACGUACGGGAGCAGUUGUCACCCAUGUCAAUGUGCCAAUGAGCCCACCCUGUCAGGCACUACUUGGGUCUAUACCCAGUGGUGUCUUCAUAUCGACUGUGGCUGCCCGCGAUGUGUGGAUUACGUCUUUUCUCCCGAUCAGUGCUGCCCGACUUGCCCUAACGGUGACAACUGUGAUGCGAUGGGCACGGUGAUCCCAGGUGGUAUGGAUGUCCAGGUGUACGGCACCACUUGUCGCUGUGCCUACUAUGGUUUUUUUUUAGCCCCGGUUGUGCCCGUGCAAUCUGCGAUCCAGUCAUUACAACAACUGUGCCGACUCCUAUAACCAGGCACAACUGAUGGAUUUGGCAAAUAAAGGCAUAGCAAAGUCGAAAUGAGGAUUUUGUUUGUUUUGUUU
Messenger RNA from Branchiostoma floridae (Florida lancelet), 508 nucleotides. Its product is annotated as von Willebrand factor C domain-containing protein 2-like. The coding region runs from base 32 to 436 and encodes 134 amino acids. Gene Ontology annotation, cellular component: AMPA glutamate receptor complex. The transcript is spliced from 3 exons. Gene Ontology annotation, biological process: negative regulation of BMP signaling pathway. Lineage: Eukaryota; Metazoa; Chordata; Leptocardii; Amphioxiformes; Branchiostomatidae. The record is from RefSeq and is a predicted model, not a curated record.